AUGUCGACUACCGCUGCGAAUAUCUUCAUCGGCGUUUGGCAAAACCACAACGACGAAACAUGGCCAACAUGGACACUCACCCUUAAACAACGCGACGGCGGUAUUCUCUCCGCCGCCCUUGUUCUCUUUGUCGGCUUUGCAGCAACGCAGGCAUGGAACAUUGUCAAAUUGAUCCUCCACCAGGUACUCUUGCGUUCCAGGCGAGACGGACUUGACCAGCAACUGCAGGCGAUGCUCCGCAACAGCAGUACCCAUGCUGAAGCAGCCUGGUUUUCUAUUCGGAUUCCCCUUGGUUGGAGACGACAGCGGGGGUUGAUCCAUGGCCUGGCGAGGUCUUCCCCUAUACUUAUCGUCUCGCUUGUUCUUAUUGCAUCGUGGGCGGCAGCACAGAUCUUAUUGUCAAGAAUUUGGACUGGUGCGGGCGAUGAGUUCUUGGUCAAUAGCGAGAUCUGCCGCUGGGUCAACAUUACGGAUAUACAUAGUAUGCCUAACUUCCAAACUUUUUCGAUUUAUUACAAACAAAGGAUCGAGUCAGCCUCGGUCUAUGUUGAUCUCUGCUAUGAAGCAGCUUCAGGCCAGACUAUCCAGAACGCCUUCUGCCAGAGCCUGCCCCGUGCGGCCGUCAACUGGACAAUGAGCGAUGCCCCCUGUCCUUUUGCCGACCCCAGCCUCUGUAUCAGCACAAACUCAACGCCGGUGAUGCUUGAUACGGGCUAUCUCAGUUCAAGCGUUCAUUUUGGCAUCCAUACGAGACAAGAAGACAGCAUCCUGUACCGCAGGGUGGCCAACUGCUCUCCAGUCACCACCGCGUAUCAAGAUUCGCCCGAAAAGGAUGUAAUCGACAACUACUAUGGGCCAAAUGGGACCCCAGACCCAUCUGACGGCAAGCCAGUCGGGCUCACGUUCACAUAUCGUGACCGGGUUACAACCGUAGAAGACGCUAUCAUGUCGACCUACAAUUUGGUCGCAAUUUCUAGGUUGUGGCAAUACAACGCAACGUUCACCGACCGACAGGAUGUCAAACCCGUUAUAAUGUUCAUUACGAACCCUAAUGCAUACACAAAGCCAAAUUAUGACCCCAUUUUUCGCACGGGAGGGAGCGUUAAUACUUCGCGAUUUGGAGCGUUGUAUAACGCGUCUACCGCCCUAUCCAUUCUCGGAUGCCUUGAGCAAUACGAAAUCUGCAAUCCUGCUAACACCGGAGACCCCAUCUGCAUGGUGUACAAGCACUCCACAGACGCCGGCUACGAUCUCUCCGCCGUUGUCAAGCCUCUACGCCUGUCUGAGAAGCAAUUGGCAACAUUCAUACGGUUGGACGCCAUCCAUACCGGGACCGACCUGGCGGGCACUGCUUCUACCAGCUUGUUCCUGGCGUCUCGGACCAUAAUUAACGGGAUUCAGUUGGCCGAGCUCUCGAGCACACAGUGGCGCCUGGAGCUCUCCAGGUGGUUCUCCGAGGGGCUGGCCAUGAUCCAGCAGGGCUUUGUGGAUUCCGCAACUGUACCGGACAAUAAUGGCCUGUAUUUCCCUCAGUUAUCCGGCACCGCGGCUAGUUGCAAGCACCAGAUCGUCCGGAACGUUACCGGCCUCCAGAACUUCAAUAUGCUGGCUAUCGUUAUCGUCUUGGUGCUGGGUAGCAUCAUAAUCGUGCUUGGGCUGACUAUAGACAGCAUUGUCCGCUACGUUCAACGGCGUUUCCCCGGGACUUCGGAAGGGUGGGUGCAUUGGACUCUGGACGGGGUAUUCCAGCUGCAGCGCCUGGCGUACCGCGGAGCUGGCGUCCGAUCGUGGCGCGAUGAAGAUACAUAUAUCCCAAUUGUAGACGGCAGGACUCUUCCGGGUGUUGAUCCGCAGACCAUGGCGUUUGCAGAGUGUGGCAGCGAGGAGGAGCUGAGAUUAAUGCAUAACCAAGAAGCCAAAAACACUGUGGAGGCAAAUAGGCCGUGA
Penicillium egyptiacum is the source of this 1947-nucleotide messenger RNA. The record is from the annotation of a GenBank genome assembly. Lineage: Eukaryota; Fungi; Ascomycota; Eurotiomycetes; Eurotiales; Aspergillaceae.